UUUUUCGUUUCUUCUCCAAACUCUGUGCCGAAAACAAAAAAGUGAUAAGGAUGGUUGACAAGAAUAAUAUAUCGACGGUGCUUGUUGGACCAGAAAAGAUAGAGAUGCGGCAAAUGCCGAUCCCUGAGAUUGGUCCUUUCGACGUGCUGAUCAAUGUCAAAGUCACUGGGAUUUGUGGAUCGGAUGUGCACUUUUAUAAACACUGCAGAAUGAUGGAUUUCCAAGUAACCGAACCGAUUGUCUUGGGCCAUGAAUCCGCAGGCGUGGUCGUGGCUACAGGCGACCAAGUUACGCGUGUCAAAACAGGCGAUCGUGUGGCUAUUGAGCCUGGUGUGACUUGCCGAACAUGCGACAUGUGCAAGGCUGGCAUGUAUAACUUGUGUCCAGACUGUCAAUUCCGUGCAACUCCACCGACAGACGGCACCUUGAGCAACUACAUUAGCCAUCCAGAAGACUUUCUGUUCAAGAUUCCGGAUGGCGUUUCGCUUGAAGAAGGCGCUUUGAUCGAACCUUUGUCUGUGGGCAUGUACGCUGUUGAACGAGCCAAUGUCAAACCUGCCGACACGGUGUUGGUGCUAGGUGCGGGACCCGUGGGUUUAUUGACAUGUGCAGCUGCCAGAGCAGCAGGGGCGAGCGAAAUCAUUGUUGCAGAUCUGGUCCCGUCGCGUUUAGAAUUCGCUAAAGCAUAUAACUCUGACGCCCAACUCUUGUUGGAACGUCCCCAAAAAGGCGAACCUAACAUUGAGUAUGCUCGACGCAUGAGUACGCAUAUCAUAAAGGAACUAGGUGGACGACGCGCCGAUACAGUGAUUGACUGUACAGGUGCCGAAACGUGUGUGCAAAUGACUGUUUUGCUGACGAAAAAUGGAGGAUCGGCAGUCUUGGUGGGUUUGGGUGCGUCGACACAAACAUUGCCAGUGGCGGAAAUCACAGGAAGACAAGUGGAUAUCAAGGGCGUGUUUCGUUAUUGCAACACGUACCCACGUGCCAUUAGCAUGCUAAAGAAAGGACACAUUGAUGUCAAGCCGCUGAUCACACACAAGUAUCCAAUUGCAAAGUCCAAGGAGGCGUUCCUGCACGCUGUAGAAGGACGUGAUGGUGCGAUCAAAAUCCAGAUCAUCAACGAUCAUGUCUGAGCUCUUUUUAUGAUUUAAUGUGUGAUAAAACUUAUUACAAGG
Molecule: messenger RNA, 1178 nt
Organism: Zychaea mexicana
Lineage: Eukaryota; Fungi; Mucoromycota; Mucoromycetes; Mucorales; Lichtheimiaceae
Product: sorbitol dehydrogenase-like protein
Exons: 9
Coding region: 51-1136 (361 amino acids)
Biological process (GO): D-sorbitol catabolic process
Molecular function (GO): zinc ion binding; L-iditol 2-dehydrogenase (NAD+) activity
Source: RefSeq, a predicted model, not a curated record